AUGGCACAACUAAAUCUUCUUCUACUCUUGAAGUUAUCUUUAAUUAUAUUAGUAGCAGUAACUUCUGUGUCUGGAAAACAUUUCCGAGCAGCCAAGUUGGGCGCUAAAGAUAGAUUUAUGCCCACAAAAGUUGAUCCUGGAAGUAUAAGCGACUCACAACAAUAUGAGGUUUAUAACUAUACGCAAACAUUGGACCAUUUCAAUUUUAAUCCAGAGAGUUACACGACCUUUCAACAACGUUAUGUCGUGGAUAGUAAGUAUUGGGGUGGGCCCACUAACAAUUCCCCUAUUUUUCUUUAUACGGGUGAGGAGACUAGCAUCAUGGGAGAUGUAGAAUUUGUCGGGUUUGUGCGUGUGCUUGCUUCUCGAUUUAAAGGUCUUGUGGUCUAUAUUGAGCAUCGUUAUUAUGGGACUUCCAUGCCAUUUGGAUCUAAAGAUGAAGCAUAUAAAAAUGCUAGCACUCUUGGAUACUUUACUUCGGAGCAAGCUUUAGCUGAUUACGCUCAAAUAAUUAUCGAUGUUAAAAAGAACAACUCAGCAGAAAAUUGUCCUGUCAUAGCUAUUGGGGCAUCAUAUGGUGGAAUGCUUGCUUCAUGGUUUCGCAUGAAAUAUCCACACGCUGCUUAUGGAGCAUUGGCGGUUUCAGCUCCAAUCCUCUAUUUUAUGGGCCUCACUCCUGAAAACGGUUAUGCUUCUAUUGUUUCAACAGAUUGGAAUAGUACAAGCACCACUUGCUACAACACCAUAAGAGAAUCUUGGUUCGAAAUUGAUCGAGUUGCUGCACAGCCCCAAGGCCUUUCGAGCCUCUCGCAAAUGUUCAACACUUGCAUGCCGUUGAACACAACACAGGAUCUUAAAUACAACUUGGAGGGUAUAUAUGACGUUCUUGCUCAGUAUGAUAACCCUAAGGAUAACUAUUUACAAACUUUUUGUAAUGCAACUGGAGAAAAAUCUUACAUUCUCGACAAAAUCAUGGCCGGAGUUAGUGCAAUAUAUGGAACAAUUUGCAAUGACAUAUAUGAUAUGAGCUUCGACAAAAAUUUUGGUUGGGAUUGGCAGUCAUGUACAGAAAUGGUAAUGCCGAUGGGACAGGGAGAAAAUGAUACAAUGUUCCAAGCAAACCCUUUUGAUUUGGAUAAAUACACCAAGGAAUGCCAACAAGUCUUUGGUGUAACCCCAAAACCUUACUGGGUACCUAUAGAAUUCGGAGGUUAUGGUAUAAAAACUGUGCUUGAAAAGUUCGCAAGCAACAUUAUCUUCUCCAAUGGUUUAAGAGAUCCAUAUAGUUCUGGAGGCGUUCUUCAAAACAUAUCAGACACGGUUGUCGCAAUAUCUACACAAGAAGGACACCAUUGCUUGGACAUAUCAACUCCAAUGGCUACGGAUCCGGACUGGCUGGUUCAACAGAGGAACACCGAGAUCAACAUAAUAGAAGGGUGGCUCUCAAAGUAUACUGUCCCUAGUGCUAAUUAG
Molecule: messenger RNA, 1473 nt
Organism: Lactuca virosa
Lineage: Eukaryota; Viridiplantae; Streptophyta; Magnoliopsida; Asterales; Asteraceae
Source: the annotation of a GenBank genome assembly